Messenger RNA from Acaulospora morrowiae, 161 nucleotides. Lineage: Eukaryota; Fungi; Glomeromycota; Glomeromycetes; Diversisporales; Acaulosporaceae. The record is from the annotation of a GenBank genome assembly.
AUGGAAGAAGAGAUGGGAGAAACAUCCACUAGCAUACAGACCCACCCUGAAGAGGAAACAUAUGGAGAGUUACAACAGACUAGCGAACAGCAAGUCUUGGAGAGACAUCAAACACUAUUUUUUGGGGAACAUGUCUGCAUUGAUGAUAGCGAUGAAGACAU